Molecule: messenger RNA, 3066 nt
Organism: Eimeria tenella
Lineage: Eukaryota; Apicomplexa; Conoidasida; Eucoccidiorida; Eimeriidae
Product: ankyrin repeat-containing protein, putative
Exons: 8
Coding region: 1-3066 (1021 amino acids)
Molecular function (GO): protein binding
Source: RefSeq, a predicted model, not a curated record
AUGUUCGGGGGAUUCUUUCCUGCUGCUUUUGCUGCUCGACUGCAGCAGGCCAUAGAACGCAGAGACCCCGAGGCCCUUGUUGCUGUUCUCAAGGAAGACGAGGGGGGCCCCUACCAGGCGGACUCUUUGGCUUUUGCUGGAGACGCUGCCUGCCUGCACGUUGUCUUUGCUGCGCUGCAGCAGCAGCAGCAGCAGCUGGAGCUGCUGGAAGCACUUUUCUCUCACGGCUGCAGCGUCGACUCUGGCUGGCCCUCGGCUGCCUUCUUCGCAGCACGCCCCAGCAGCAGCAGCAGCAGCAGCAGCAGCAGCAACGGCAGCAGCGGCAGCAGCAGCAGCAGCAAACCAGCCCUAGAGGACGAGGACUCUGAGGGCAUGUCGAACGGCUUCACGCACUUGUGUGUGCAGAAAUCAGCUGCUGCUGCUGCUGCUGGGGGCAGCAGACACAGCAGCAGCAGCAGCAGCAGCAAAGGCCUGGGGGGCAUUAGAUGGGGCCCCAGGGGCCCCCAUAAGGGUACUGUACCCUUACCUGCUGUGCUGCAGCCCCCCAAGAGGGGCCCCUACGGGUUGGGGCCCGCAGCAGAAGGCUGGCUGUUCAGCAGGAAAAGUGCAGCAGCAGCAGCAGCAGCAGCAAACGGGGGCGACACAGAGCAGCAGCAGCUGCUGCUCAAGAAGCUUAAAGAAGCCCCACUGCUGCUUGUCGGAGAGGUGGGGUUGUUGUACUCGGGGGACUUGGCGGUGCACCACCUCAUAGCAGAAAUGUCUGAACAACCCGGGAAACUUUUGGUAGCUGCUGCUGCAGCCAGUUCGCCUGAAGUGCUGCAGCGGCUCCUGCAGCGGGGAGGAAACCCCAAUUGUAUGAGGCACGGACUAUCGCCGCUGAGUGUUGCUGCUGCAUGCGGCGCAGCUGCAGAAGGGAAGGCUCGGCUCCUCCUGGCCUUUGGGGGGGCCCCCGAGGCCCCCCUGCCCUUUGCUGCUCAGAAGCAAUGUGCUGCAGCAGCAGCAGCAAUAGCAGCAACAGCAGCAAAGCGGCUUGCUGCCUACGCGCUGAAAGCCAGCAGCCGGUUCCAGCUGCGGCAAGCAGCAGCAGCUGUUCCUCUUUCGCCAAAUGGGACUCCUGAUGCAGCAGGUGACGCAGCAGCAGCAGCAGCAGCAGCAGCAGAACUGCCCUGCUUCGGAGCUCUCGAAGCAGCAGCAGCAGCACUGGGCCGCCCCGUUGCUGUUGCUGCCGGAGAUGACAUUCCCGCUUUGCUGCAGGCAGCAAAUAACAGGAACUUACCUUUGGCGGAGCUGCUGCUGGACAACGGGGCCUCGCCUGAGGUGUACGUACUCUCUGCUCGGCUGCCUUCUCCUCUUUUCUAUUCUGUCUUUUGGGGUUUGCUGCCACUCGUGAGGCUUCUCCUGUCUCACGGCGCAAACCCAUUCAUUGCCAAAGAAAACGGAGAAGGCCUCGAAGUCACCGCCCGCCGCGCGCUGCACUUCUCGCUGCUGCAGAAGCCGCAGCACAUUUUGAAGCUGCCGCUGCCCAAGGCCUCCCCCGCAGUCUGCAGACAAAUUCUUUCCCUCAUUGAAACGGCGCAGCGGCGCUGGGCUUCCAUAGUGCUGCAGUCCGUGAGCAGCAACGAGAGCGACCCCGCAACAGCAGCGGCAGCAGCAGCUGCUGCUGCUGCUUCGCGCAGUGGCCUCAGUGCUGCUGAUGUUGCACCCAAAGCCCCCGAGCUGCUGCGGGCCACUUGGGAGUCUUCAGUGCUUGAGGGGCCCCGCAGCCCGGCAGCAGCAGACUCGUUUCUUAGCAGCAGCAGCAGCAGCAGCAGCGGGAGCGGCAGCAGCAGAAGCAUCAUUAGUAGUCUAGGAAGCAGCAGCUGGUACCCUGGGCGCCCCCUCUCCUGUGUGACAGAGAUGGACUUGGGAUUCCCCCAGGGGGCCCCCCCUGCAGCAGCACUUGCUGCGCAUAAGGAAGGGGAUACUACAGCAGCACCUGGGGGCCCUCUAGCUGCUGCUGCUGCUCCUGCUCCUGCUGCUGCUGGCAUAACGGGGGGUUCUGGGGGCCCCCUCUUCCGCCUCCCCUCUGUAUCAUGCCUGUUUGAAGAGGCCCCACAGCGGGCCCCCGGGGCCCCUGGGCAGGGGCCCCUGUGGGCCCCGGGGGCCCCUGCCAAGGGGCCCCUGCAUGCAGCCUUUUUAAGCAGCAGCAAGCCAGUAAGGGGGGCCCCUAGCAGCACCGAAGGUACCCUUUUGGGGGCCCCCUCUUCGGGCGCCUGGCCUUGGGCCCCAAGCCCUUCUCUAGAUAUCUUUGCAGCAAAUAGUCCUGGUAGUCCUGCUGCAGCUCCUGCUGCAGCUCCUGCUGCAGCUGACGCUGCAGCAGCUGCAGCUGAUGCUGCUGCUGCUGCUGCACCCAAUGCUGCAGCUGACACCCCUGCGCACCUCCUCGCCAUCUCUCCUGCUGGUUCUGCAUCUGAUUCAGCUGCAGCAACAGCAGCCGCAGCAGCAGCAGCAGACCAGUCUGUGGCUGUUUCAAAUGGAGAAGCUGAGAAGCCUUGGGGGGCCCCCCUCCAGGUUUCUUUGUUCCCUACGGGGGCCCCACAACUGCCAAUCCCAGGGGGUCCCCAGCAGCAACUCUCGGGGGCCCCCUUUCAGCCAAUUUCAGGGGCCCCCAACAGGACUGUAUCCUAUAGGUCCACUUCUGGGGGCCCCCCUGAAUCGACAUCUGGGGGCCCCCAAGAUUCCGCUUCUGGGGGCCCCCUAAAGUCCAGCUCGGGGGGCCCCCCAGAGUUCACCUCAGGGGGGCCCCCAGAGACCAACUCGGGGGGCCCCCUGGAGUCCGCCUCGGGGGUCCCCCUAAAGUCCACCUCAGGGGGGCCCCCAGAGUCCAGCUCAGGGGGCCCCUUAGAGUCCACCUCGGGGGGCCCCCUGAAGUCCGCCCCAGGGGCCCCCUCGGGGGGCCCCCCAAAGCCCACUUCUGGGGGCCCCCUAAAGCGCACUUCUGGGGGCCCCCAGAGGUGGAAGCGCUUCCACCGCGAGUUUUCUUUAGGGCACUUCUUUAACCGCAAAAAGACCAGGGGGCCCCACUAA